AUGACCUUUGAUAAUAUUAUUCAUAAGUCCCCUUUAAAUUCUGAUAUUCCUUCUAAACUUCAUUCUGUUGCGUCUGGAAACUCAAAGGAAAACAAUCAAACACUUUCUUUAGUAUUCAUAGAUGAUGACAAAAGUAUAGAUAAAGAUAUAGUUGAAGAUUGUUCACCUAUUUUGAGUAAAGAUAAAUUACUAAAUGGAAGAGAAUUCUUUGAUAUUGAAGAUUUAAAUUAUGCUUUACCAUCUGAUAAGUUGGAGGCUGACAGAGGAUUUCUGUCGCAUGUAUUAAAUAAGCAUGUAUGGAAAGGUAAUUUUCAUUCUCCAAUUGCGGAAAGGUUGAAAAAUGGUGGCACUAAAGUACUUGAUAUUGGAUGUAGUUCUGGUAAUUGGAUAAUUGAUAUGGCAUUAGAAUAUCCAUCUUCAACAUUUAUAGGAAUUGAUGUAGAUUCUUCCUUUUUUCCGUCGAAUGAUAAAUGUCCUCCAAAC
Cetraspora pellucida is the source of this 483-nucleotide messenger RNA. The record is from the annotation of a GenBank genome assembly. NCBI's taxonomy places the organism in Eukaryota, Fungi, Glomeromycota, Glomeromycetes, Diversisporales, Gigasporaceae.